AUUUUCUUAUCUUUUUCAAGGACCUUUUUUUUUCUGUUAAGACAGAGGUAAAUUUCCUAAAAGAAAUUAUCAAAACUUUAAGCUGUUUCUUUUGAAUUGCAGGACAGAAGGAUCCUCAGACCACCAAGAAGUGGAUGCCUUCUGGAAAGAAAAACAGUUGCUGUCAAGAACUGCAGUAUCCAGAGGCUUCAAGUGACACUGAUGAUUCUGUCUUUGUAGAAUCUGACUACCAAAAAGGGGGAGUAAAAGACCUGAAAGAGAGUCAGAAGUGCCUAAAACUCCCACCUCCACAAAAUCUGAGAAAGUCAAUCUCCAGAGGCAGUCCAGACUUGCAACCCAGAAGGAGAGAAAGGAGCUGUGAAAAAAGUACAGAAAAUAAAGUACCAACUGUGGCAUUACAACAAAGUACAGAGAUAGAAUCAGAUAGCUCGGAUGGUGAAUUUGAAUCAUUAAUAGAACAGAUAAGGAAAGGAAGUAUACCUCAAAACCCUAUCUUAAGCACAAAUAAAACUGUCCACCAACCAAGUACAAGAGAAAAUAACAAGUCACCCUGUGAAGAUGGCCAGCCUUUGAAAGGGAAGGGAGUCAAGACACCAAGACCAAAUUCUAUUUCACUUCAAGAAACACCUUCCAGGAUAAUGGCUUCUGCAGGAACUCCUAGGAACAAAUUGGUCGGUUGCUCGCAGUCAGCAAAGACAGAGAAAAGGCUCAGGGUGUGCUCAGUGCCUGGCUGUUUCUUGCAAGAUCUCUCAAAUCCAGGUUCCCACUAUGUGAGGUAUUUUAAGAAAAAUAAAGAGGAGCUGGCAUGGAAACUCUACUGUCUGUAUAAUAGCACCAUCUUUGACCAGAAGUUACCAGACAAAAUGGAAAUAAUCUGGAAUAAGAAAAUGAGAAAAACAGCAGGAUAUUGUGUAACUGGGCAGACAGAAGGUCCUGAAGCAAAGCGUUACGCUCGCAUAGAACUUUCUGAGAAAGUCUGUGACUCUGCAGAUCGUCUUCGAGACACGCUAGUUCAUGAAGCUUGCCAUGCGGCCACCUGGCUGAUCAAUGGUGUUCGCGAUGGACAUGGACGAUUCUGGAGAUACUAUGCCAAUAAAUCAGCUGUGAUUCAUCCAGAACUACCGGUAGUAGCACGUUGCCACAGCUAUGAGAUUAAUUACAAAUUCAUCUAUGAGUGUGUUCUGUGCAAAGCUACGACUGGACGUCAUUCCAAGUCUGUGGACACAGAGCGCUUUGUGUGUGCAUUCUGUGGGGGGCAGCUGGUCCUGAGUCGGCCCACUUGGAAGGGUGGUACUCUUGCUAGGACACGUCUAAUGCCCUUUGCAAAGCAUGUGGAAGAAAACUACGGACUUACUAAGAGAGAGCAGCCUGGCCUGAGUCCUGCAAAAGUCAUGCAGGAACUCAGUGCUGAUUUUGCUUUAAAAACUAGGCUUCAAGAUUCCUCGUAAUAUCUCAAUACACUCCUUUUUUGAUGCUGUUUAAAUUUUGUGUGUAGUAGUAUAUAACAUUAAUCUAAGAAUGUGUUUUGGAAUAUUCCAGAUAAUAUUUUGGCAUUAAAUACUUCUAAUAAAGGAAACCUUAUAGAUUG
Molecule: messenger RNA, 1588 nt
Organism: Pezoporus flaviventris
Lineage: Eukaryota; Metazoa; Chordata; Aves; Psittaciformes; Psittacidae
Gene: GCNA
Product: germ cell nuclear acidic peptidase
Exons: 6
Coding region: 135-1448 (437 amino acids)
Cellular component (GO): nucleus
Source: RefSeq, a predicted model, not a curated record